Molecule: messenger RNA, 1626 nt
Organism: Trichoplax adhaerens
Lineage: Eukaryota; Metazoa; Placozoa; Uniplacotomia; Trichoplacea; Trichoplacidae
Exons: 1
Coding region: 1-1626 (541 amino acids)
Molecular function (GO): protein binding
Source: RefSeq, a predicted model, not a curated record
AUGGGAAUACCGUUGACACGCAAAGUUUCUCAAAAAAGUGAAUCUAUAAAUUACUUUGAUGAAUUUAUAUCAACUGAAAUUCAGCAGUUAUUGUAUGAAAAAGCCAAAAAGAUCUAUCAAAAAAAUAUCAAUAAAGACGAUGAUCCCCAUUCAAAUUUUGAACUAGGACGAAUUAACCAUUAUGGUUUUGGAACUACUAAAAAAGAUCUUUACAAAGCCCUUGAGUAUUACGAAGUUGCAGCCAAGGAAAAUCACCCUGCAGCUCAAUAUUUAUUAUGCAAUAUUCAUACCGAUGAAGCUAUAAGGAGCAGUAAAAAUAUCAAUCGUAAAGAUUUGUUAAAAAUGCAGGUUGACAAUUAUCUUAAAUCUGCGUCACAAUCAAAAAAUUACUGCAACGCUGCCGAAGAAUUCUGGAAAUUAUACCAAACAACAAGAAAAUGGCAAGAAAGAGUACAAUAUGUUGUACACCAGUCCAUUGAUCGAGUUAAAAAAUCAAGUUAUAGUCAUGCAGACGAAUUAGGUGAAUUUUAUAAUCAAUUGGGUUAUUUAACGUACGUGUUAGGACCGGUCGAUCACGAUCUUGACGCUGAACAGUGUUUUGUUAUGGCCGGUCGUCUAUCUAACGCCGCUGCGUUUUGGAAUAUCGCUAAUUUAAUCGACGAUAGCAAUAACAAUGAUGCACGCCAAAAUAAUAACAGCCAUAUUAAUAACUCCACCGAUAAUAGCACACCACAUGUUCGUGACUAUGAGUUCACAUAUAAAGCUGCCGUCGCUGGUCAUCAUGAAGCGCAAUUUCGGCUAGCCAUAGACAAUCAUUAUAAUGAAGAAGUAGGCAAAGAAAGAGAAUGUAAAAAGGCUUAUGAUUAUUUACUCAAAUCGUCAAAGUAUUCAUUUUCUAGCACAUUAUACUAUCUAGGUUUAUUUCAUUUGUGUGGCAUGGGUAAUACACCACAGAACUAUACGACAGCGAUAGAAUAUUUUGAGCAAGCUGUUGUUUCGGCUGAUUAUGUAGGUGGUAUUGGAUGCAAGUCAGCCAGUAUAUGUUUAGGAUUUAUGCAUGAAAAAGGUUGGGGCGUUGAAGUAAAUUAUACGACUGCUAGCCAUUACUUAGCAACUGCCGCAGAAUUACAACAUGAUGAAGCCUGUAUUCGUUUGGCCAAAUUAAUAGAGAAAGAUAAAAUUAAAUCAAAGGAGAAAAAAGACGCUAUUCCAUUUUAUGACAUGAUAUGCCAAUCGACUAAUUUAGAAGCAUCGUGUUAUGCCAAUUACCGCUUGGGUAAAUUAUACAUGAAUCAUUAUCAGCACUUGCAAGUAGACAAAGACAAACAUCUUGAAUACUUGCAAAAUUUUCUAACUAUUGCUGAGGAUCAAUUGCAGUAUAAGUCACCACGUGUUUGCUAUCAUUUAGGCAUUAUUCAUCAACAUGGUUACGGUAAUAUUGAAAUGGAUCAUGUUAAGGCUUCCGAUUUUUACCAAAUUACUAUAAGUCAAGCUGAAAAAUACUAUAGAUAUAUUCCAAUCUACUACAGUAAGAAAGCCAGAAAAAGAUUGGAAAAAUUGAAAACUGUCAAACCUGAUUGUUUCGAUUCUAGCAAUAAGGAUAUUCACGUUAACAUCGAUGACUAA